Molecule: messenger RNA, 920 nt
Organism: Cajanus cajan (pigeon pea)
Lineage: Eukaryota; Viridiplantae; Streptophyta; Magnoliopsida; Fabales; Fabaceae
Product: CAP (Cysteine-rich secretory proteins, Antigen 5, and Pathogenesis-related 1 protein) superfamily protein
Source: RefSeq, a predicted model, not a curated record
AUUGUCCAUGCAUGGUCAUUGGUCUCACAGCAACAAAGGGCAAUUUCGUAAAUCCAUCGCAAUCUAAUUUCCUCGUCCGUGACUUGUUCAACUUUGGCGUACAUAACACCUGCAAGGUAAACAGAUAACGUGAAACAAUCCAACAUGUUCCGUCACACUUUAUUUUCACUGGCCACGCUCCUUCUUCUCUUAUCCCACCGCGCCAGCACCACGGCGCCGGAGCAGGCUCCGCCGCCGCUUGCAGGCGCGGCGAGGGAGUUCCUGGAGGCGCACAAUGUGGCGAGAGCCGCAGUGGGCGUGGAGGCGCUGAAGUGGAGCGAGAAGCUUGGCAACGCGUCGAGCCUCAUGGUUCGUUACCAGAGGAACAAGAAGGGGUGCGAGUUCGCGAACUUGACGGCGAGCAAGUACGGAGGGAACCAGCUGUGGGCGGGGGUUAUGACGGUGGCGCCGGGCGUGGCGGUGGAGGAGUGGGUGAAGGAGAAGAAGUUCUACGUCCGCGAGAACAACACGUGCGUGGGGAAGCACGAGUGCGGCGUUUACACGCAAGUGGUGUGGAGGAACACGACGGAGGUGGGGUGCGCUCAGGCCACGUGUGUGAAGGAGCAAGCUAGCUUGACCAUUUGUUUUUAUGAUCCACCGGGGAACGUCAUAGGGGAGGCCCCCUAUUGAUCCACGCAUCCAACUAUGCUUAACCUAACUCUGCCUUUUCAUCCUCUCUUUAUCUAUUAUGCAUGCACCAUGCCUUUUUAUGUUUCGAAUAUGACUUUUGCCUAUGUUUAUUUUCUGUCUUCAUGUCAUUUGUAAUUUGCUAAUGUUGAUGAUUUUAAGUAGGAUGAUAACUUUGUCAAAUUUGCUUUGUAUUUUUGGUGGUUGGGAUGGUUAAGUGUUUGAGAAAAAAAAAAAGUACCAUUGAUAAAUUA